CAUUUUUGUAGCUGUGUUGAUUGAAAGCGAAAAAAUCGGGUUCUAAACACUGCAUGAAUGGCUGGUGGAGAUCUAGCUGCCUCUUCUGUAGGAUCGAAGAAUGCCACUGAUCUAAUCCCAAGAGGGGAUAUGACUAAUCACUCCAGGGCAUUCCUAGAUGCUGAAGGAUUAGUGGUUCCUAAGUUGACAAAGGCAGUGCCUGCCGCAGCUAUGUCAGCAGAGGGCGUGUCCAUGAAGAGGCCUCGUGGUCGGCCAGCUGGGUCAAAAAACAAGCCAAAGCCACCGAUUAUCAUUACCCGUGAUAGUGCUAAUGCCCUUCGGGCUCAUGCUAUGGAGGUUGGAAAUGGAUGUGAUAUUUGUGAGAGUUUAGCAAACUUUGCGAGGAGGAGGCAGCGCGGAAUCUACAUACUAAGUGGAACAGGUUGUGUGAUGAAUGUCACUUUGAGGCAACCUGCCACUUCUGGUGCCAUUGUGACACUCCAUGGAAGAUUUGAAAUCCUUUCAUUGCUAGGUUCAAUUUUACCUCCUCCAGCACCACCUGGUGUCACAGGCCUCACAAUCUAUUUAGCAGGGCCUCAAGGUCAAGUGGUAGGUGGAGGUGUUGUAGGUGCUCUGAUUGCUUCAGGUUCUGUGGUGAUCAUGGCUGCCUCAUUCAUGAAUGCAACUUUUGAUCGUCUCCCUCUGGAUGAUGAAGAAGUUGCUGCUGCUCAUAAUCAGCAUCACUUGAACAAUCCUCAGUAUCACAACCUUCACCAGGUCGACUUGUCGAAUUUGUAUGGGAUACCACAAAACAUGCUUAACAAUGGAGGUUUGCCCUCUGAGAUAUAUGCCUGGGCACCGGGACGCCAACUUACUAAAGGCUAGUCAGCUUGGCUAGGAAGCUUAGAACUCUCAAGAUUUCUUUACCUUAGUAUGAAGUUUGUAUCAGAGCAUCUAGUCCCCCACAAUAUUUGGCUUGAGAUUGGGAUGUAAGCAACUGGUAACACAUCAAAUUUGAUUCUUCAUCAGUUUGUAAGUGGGUGCGUCGCCGACAUCCUCUCAUGGCCAUGACCAACCCCUGUUUCAGUCUAUAAAAAGAAAAUAAGAACUCUUCCCUGC
This is a messenger RNA of Macadamia integrifolia, 1098 nucleotides long. Its product is annotated as AT-hook motif nuclear-localized protein 16. Gene Ontology annotation, molecular function: minor groove of adenine-thymine-rich DNA binding; DNA-binding transcription factor activity. Gene Ontology annotation, cellular component: nucleus. The transcript has a single exon. Gene Ontology annotation, biological process: vegetative to reproductive phase transition of meristem. The record is from RefSeq and is a predicted model, not a curated record. Bases 58 to 864 code for a protein of 268 amino acids. Lineage: Eukaryota; Viridiplantae; Streptophyta; Magnoliopsida; Proteales; Proteaceae.